Naegleria fowleri is the source of this 1866-nucleotide messenger RNA. RefSeq lists its product as uncharacterized. NCBI's taxonomy places the organism in Eukaryota, Heterolobosea, Eutetramitea, Acrasida, Naegleriidae. Gene Ontology annotation, cellular component: TRAMP complex; nucleolus. The record is from RefSeq and is a predicted model, not a curated record. Gene Ontology annotation, molecular function: poly(A) RNA polymerase activity; mRNA binding. The coding region runs from base 1 to 1866 and encodes 621 amino acids. The transcript has a single exon. Gene Ontology annotation, biological process: RNA 3'-end processing.
AUGACGACACCAGCAAUACAAUCAUUCGUCAAUCGGCGAAAAAGAAAAGCUAAUUUGGAUUUUAUAAGUUUUGAUGAUAGUGAGGACGAAACAGAUGGAAAUAAUUUUCAAAAUACAUCAACGAACACAAAUCAAAACGGAAUAAAUCGUUCGGACCAUCAUCAUGACGAAACCACAACAUUAUCAAACAAUUCGGAAGGAGCCUCUCCCACAAGCACCAAUAACGACCAACCAAGAGAAGAAAAUUCUUCCAUUGCACCAACAGGAGUUGCACAAGUCACCAAAACUCGAGAUAAUAUUCUCUCCUUAUUUUCAAGUGCACAAUCUCAAUGGUCUCAUCACUACAAUAUUGAAAUGGCUCCUGGACAAAAGUCCGAUGCAAAACCCAUCCUAACAAGUUCCGUGAAGGAAAGAAUUGCUGCUUUGAAAAAUAGAAAAAAGAAUGUAAGCGAAAGCCUUGCAAGUUCUUCAAUUGCUUCUGUGGUUGGAGGAGUUUCUUCAAGCAGUACUGUUUCUUCUAGCAGCAAUGAUGUGGCUGCAUUGCCUAAAAGAGAACCUGGUGCUGUUUCACCUAGCACAUCAAUAGUAGCAGAGCAAAGCCCAACGGAGGUAGUAGAUAACGAUGAUGAUGAUGUUUCAAAUAAUAUUACAGAAAAUAAUGAGGAGGAAAGUGCUGAAGGUUUUAUUAAAAUUGAUGAUACAAUUACCAAUCAUCAAUUUAAUUAUGAAGCACAUAAUGCCUACGCAAAAUAUCAAACCUCAAUUCCUUGGCAAACGCAAAGUUAUGCCUCUUAUUCUCCUCCAUUACGAUUACAUUUUGAAUUAAUUGAUUUCUACAACUUUGUAAAACAGACAAAAGAAGAGGAACUCGUGAGAGAGCGUGUUAUCGAAAAGGUCACUAAGCUAUGUAAGGGUAUUGAUCCCAGUUGCAAAAUUCAGCUUUUUGGUAGCUAUCCUGCAGGAUUAAUGUUACCAGGAAGUGACCUUGAUUUACAUGUUAUUUCAAAAUCCCACUCACAAAAAUCAUUUCUUGAAAAACUAAAUAGGGAUUUGAACAGGUCUAAUGAAUUUGUAGAAAUUAAUUUUAUAAGAAAUGCAAACGUGCCAAUUGUCAAGUUUAAAGAGGCACUGUCUCUUCAGGAAGUGGAUGUAUCUUGCAAUAAUGCAGACACAGAUUCAAGCGUAGAGUUUAUUAGAAGAAGCAGUGAAAAGUAUCCUGCAUUUAAAUAUUUAUGCUACUUUCUAAAAUACUUUUUAAAACAACGAAAUUCCAAUAUGGUCUUGCAUGGAGGACUUUCUAGCUAUGGUUUAAGUUUAAUGAUUAUUAGUCAUUUACAGAUGCAUACAAGCAAUUCAAGCAUUGAAGAGAGAGAUGUCACAUCACUAGGCACAUUGUUAAUAGACUUCUUUGCUCUUUAUGGCCGAUACUUCAACUAUUACUUUACAGCGAUAAGUCCAAAUGGAGAGGGAAAAUACUUGCCCUACAUUAUGAAAAUUCGCAGUGGCUAUUCGUCCAGUCUCAAAUUUUCGCCGAAUAUCAUCGAUCCAACAAAUGUUCAUAAUAACGUUUCUAAAGGUACUAGCGGUCUGCUUUCAAUUAGAAAUUCAUUUAGCAACGCAUUUGACGCUUUAAUGUCACCAACUAAUAUCAACAAAGAAUCAUUACUCUCAACUAUUUUGCGAGUCAGCCCAGAUUUGUGCUGGAGAAGAAUUUACAUUCAUCAGGACCGAUCUUUUAUCAACACGUGCAAGCAGUUUGCCACUUAUUUUGCGCAAUAUUUUGGAGAUGAAGAAGAGAAGAAGAACAAAAAGAAGCGAUCGUUUAAUAAUGGAGGAUUUAACCAGAAGAAGAAAAAGAAGUUUUAG